This is a messenger RNA of Nothoprocta perdicaria, 2017 nucleotides long. It is a transcript of the gene KATNAL2, whose product is annotated as katanin catalytic subunit A1 like 2. The record is from RefSeq and is a predicted model, not a curated record. The transcript has 16 exons. Lineage: Eukaryota; Metazoa; Chordata; Aves; Tinamiformes; Tinamidae. Gene Ontology annotation, molecular function: ATP hydrolysis activity; ATP binding; protein binding. The coding region runs from base 12 to 1631 and encodes 539 amino acids.
CGGCCGCCCCCAUGGAGUUCUCCUGCCAGGCGCUGAGAAGCACCCGCCAGGCGCGGGAGGCGGAAGAGAUGCGCACAGAAGCCCGUCGCAAAAACCUCCUCGUUCUGAUUUUACAUUAUUUAACAGAGGAAGGGUAUAUUGAUGCUGCAAAUGCUUUGGAACAAGAGACAAAAUUAGGUUUACGUGGCUUUGAAGUUUGUGACAACGUUGAUCUUGAGACAAUUUUGAUGGAAUAUGAAAGCUAUUACUUUGUAAAAUUCCAAAAAUAUCCUAAGAUUACCAAAAAGGUCCUAGACACUGCAGAAAAUAAACAGCAACUGAGAGCUGGAAGAAAGCCAAGAAGGGCGGCAAGUUCUUCCCAGAUUCUUCCAAGGAUCAAUCACCAGACAGUGCAGCRACCGUUGUCAAAAACCUCACCUGGGAAGACAAUGGAAUUGAAAUCGUCCACCAAGGAGAGCCCCAAACAGAAUAACGAGAGUGCAGUUCCUCCGGAGCAAUCUGACUUUGGCUUAAGCAUCUCAUCAGUCAACAAAGCUGGAGCAGGGGAGGGCACUCACCCAAAAAGGGGCCAAGUAAUUGACUUCCGUGGGAUGAUCCAAGAUGCCAUCAAAGUAUCAUCAAACGAGAUAGCCUUGAGCAGCCUUAACUGUGAUCCAGAUCCAUCAGAGCGAUUAUUAAAACCCCUUAGUGCAUUUAUUGGCAUGAGUGGCGAGAUGAGAGAACUUGCAACAGUUGUAAGCAAAGAUAUUUAUCUCCAUAAUCUAAACGUGAAGUGGGAUGAUAUUAUUGGCCUGGAUGCAGCCAAAAGACUAGUCAAGGAAGCUGUUGUUUAUCCCAUACGGUACCCACAACUCUUCACAGGCAUUCUCUCUCCUUGGAAAGGAUUAUUGCUGUAUGGGCCACCAGGUACCGGAAAAACCUUGCUUGCUAAGGCUGUGGCCACGGAAUGCAAUACAACCUUUUUCAACAUAUCAGCAUCCACGAUUGUCAGCAAGUGGAGAGGCGAUUCAGAAAAACUUGUCCGGGUGCUGUUCGAGCUYGCCCGCUACCACGCUCCCUCCACGAUUUUCUUGGAUGAGCUGGAGUCAGUYAUGAGUCAAAGAGGCGCCGGGGCUGGGGGUGAACACGAAGGAAGUCGGCGGAUGAAAACAGAAUUACUGGUGCAGAUGGAUGGCUUGGCCCGAUCUGAUGAUCUUGUAUUUGUUUUAGCAGCUUCCAAUCUGCCGUGGGAGCUGGACCCGGCCAUGCUGCGGCGCCUGGAGAAGCGCAUCCUGGUGGGCCUGCCGAGCGGGGAGGCGCGACAGGCCAUGAUCCGGCACUGGCUGCCGCCGCUGAGCGCCGGCCGCGCGGAGCUGCGCGCAGAGCUGGACUACGCGCUGCUGGGCCAGGAAACCGAGGGCUACUCGGGCUCCGACAUCAGACUGGUCUGCAAGGAAGCGGCCAUGAGGCCAGUGAGGAAAAUAUUCAGUGCUCUGGAAAAUCAUCAAGCAGAGAACAGCACCUUACCCACGAUCCGCUUGGACACGAUCACAACAGCGGAUUUCCUGGACGUGAUCGCCCACACCAAGCCCUCGGCCAAGAACCUGAGCCAGAAGUACACGGCCUGGCAGAGAGAGUUCGAGUCCGUUUGAAAAGAACAAACUGCCCAAACACCAAGAACUUUCCAGACUUUGGCCAUCCCAAGCGGCACCUCCGGAGGACGGAGUGGUGAGGGAGAGGGAAGUGCUGCUGUUUUAAGGAAGGAGAACCCCAUGGGAAGUGCACGGAGGAAAUCUGCUCUUGGAGUUGUAAUGGGGUAAUUUAGUUGUUACUUUUUACAGGGCCUUCUCACUCACCCUUCUAAAAUAUUCUUUGUAGAAGUAACCCAAUGGCAGAAUAAUGCUGCUAUAUAAUGAACAAUCCAGCAUUACUGUUAUGAUAAAGAUUUAUAAACUGACUUUUCCAGUCUUUAUUUGUUACAGCUGUUUUCAGGCUUGGGGAAGAAAGACUGGAGUAGGAAACUAGUUAUGAAGCUGGA